AUGUCUGGUAGAUUGGUUUCUGUCCAUACCCCGUUGAUCGGAUUCCUUUUCUACCUGAUUUUUGUGGCUUCAACAAUCUUUUGGUCUUGUUUUUCGUGUCUCAAGCCGAACCGCUCUCAUCGAAAUGAGAACAGUGUUACAACGCAAAGUCAGCGCAAGAUCCGCUCCAAAGCCAACGCCAAGUCCUGCACCGAGGAUGGGAUUAGGGAAAGGAGGGCCAGUGUGAGUAAAACUGGCUCAGGAGAUGAGACUUCGGCCACUCCAGUUACCAGCGAUGACAUCACUAAAACGUAAGUUGACAGAGAUUGGAGAUAAAUUACUUUCAUUUGUAUAGCUGAAAGGUUAAUUUAUUGCAUGGAGGAUUUCCGUAGUCGAUAAAAUCAUGAAAAUUUGACACAUCUUUGUUAUCUAUGCUGGCUUGAUGUAUUUUUAGGAAAAAGAAGCGAUCGAUCAGCAAAAGUGACCUUGAGAAGGCCAAGAAAUACUUGGCUACAGUCCGCUCUGUAUGUCUUACCUCUUGAUUUUUGUUAUUUCGCUCAUUCUCUUGCUCAUUCGGCUUGAUGAUUUUGCCAUUUUCACCGCACUGUGCGGAGAUUUUUUUAAAAUUUCUUUGCACUGUGCACAUUUUUAGCGAAAGAAGUGCGCAGCCCCACUGAUGGAUAUGAACCUUCAUGCCGAACAAAUUGACGAGGAAAUAGAUCUGGAACCAGUUGAGAAAAUUCAAGGACUGUGGGUAUACAUUACUACUUAUUAUACAUAUAACUGUCACACAGUGUGACGAUGACUUGAGAAUUUUAUGAUUUUGUAGAGAAGUUGCUGUAUCGCCUUGUCCCAUGAAAACAGCACGAUCAAGGAGUGUGACUGAUGGACAGUCGACAAGUCAAAACGAAUAUUCGAGGAAGAGGACGAAAGAUAAAGGCAGGUGAAUUUGAGAGCGUUUAGCAUAGAUUUUUGAUGGUUUAAAAGUAAAAGAAAUUUGAUAACGCUUCCUUUUAGAUGCCAAGCUAAACCAGAAGCUUGGAGAAGCCUCUGUAUCAAAGCCUAAGACCGGGACCGAAGACUCCAGAAAGUCCGUUGACCUAGCUGAAUUUGCACCUGCCAUGAAUCAUUUGGACCCAAGGAAUGUGGGAAAUUCAAAUGAUGUGGGAAAGUGUGAUCCAAUUGCUGGUAGCAUGUAUAUUCUUUGA
This is a messenger RNA of Bursaphelenchus xylophilus (pine wood nematode), 1187 nucleotides long. Lineage: Eukaryota; Metazoa; Nematoda; Chromadorea; Rhabditida; Aphelenchoididae. The record is from the annotation of a GenBank genome assembly.